AUCUUUUUUCACGUAGUGAAUGAUUACUACAAUUUUUUUUUAUGAUCCCAUUUUUUAUUGGAUUGCAUAGUACAACUUAUUUUAGAAUAAGAUGAUGUAAUAAAUCCAUGUUUUGCCGACCCUUGCCUACACUAAGAGUCUAUGCAACUCAAUAUAGUAACAAAUUCAAAACCCAGAGGUUGGGACCUACCUAACAUGGUUUUCAACGCGCAUUUGAGCUCACGGUGCUAGUUGGCUAGGUAAAGCAAGCCUAGAAAUAAGAGGAAACAGUGAAGUAUGUCGUCAACUUUGCUUAGUGGUUGGUGCAUCCAACUCGUCUUCUAUACCGAAUCGAAUGGAUGCUUGCGAAAUGGAAUGGUGUAUGAGUCAUGCACACAUAGUUCUCUCCUUUUGGCCAAACAAUUCCGCUACAGCACGAAAAGCAAAGCGAGCCUGUACAUCACUGCACACCGAAAGGCCAAAAAGAUUUGCAAAUAUUCUCUCCUGCACACACAAAAAUGUAAAAAGAAAAAGAAAACGAAAACCGAAAAGGUGUCGUACCAGACGCCGUACGGCCACUUGUACCCUCCCUUCUCCCCACCUACUCCACCGGGCCCCGACAACCACACUGAGCCACGGGCCCCACAGCCGCAUGGCUCCACAUGGCAGUGGCUCGGAAGCCACGCGCUCCUGCGGCUAUAAAUGCCACCCCGCACGCUACCACCUGGCGGGAACGACUCUGGCUCACCAAGCUCAGUAGCCGAGACAGAUCUGGGCCGUCCGCUCCGAUGAGGCAGAUGAUCAGGCGGCUCUCCCGCGUCGGCGACUGCUCGUCGAGCUCCUCCUCUUCGUCGCCGGCGAGGCGGCGCGGAGGCGGCGGCGGGGGGAAGAAGGCGCACGCGGGGGUUCCGGAGGGGCACGUGCCGGUGUACGUGGGCGGAGGGGGCGAGGGCGCGGAGGAGCGGUUCGUGGUGCGCACGGAGCUGCUGGGCGCGCCGGCGCUGGCGGAGCUUCUUGGCCGUGCGGCGCAGGAGUACGGGUACGACCACCAGGGCCCGCUCCGCAUCCCCUGCCCCGUCGCCGUCUUCCGCCGCGCGCUCGCCUCCGUGGCCGCCGACGAGGAGGAAGAGGACGGCGAGUAGCCUGUUCUUGGCCCGGCGGCCUGUGAAGUUGGGCGUCUGUUGUGUGUAAAAUAGCCCGGAGAAUUUGUGGGCUAGCUUGGAUGUUGUUUUCCUUUGAGUUGGUUGAGCAGAGGGAUAUACUCAUAUACAGAGGUGAGGGAUGUAGCUACUAUGAUAUUGAUGCCGUCCUCAUGUACACAGCUGCUUGUUUCAACUUAAACA
Messenger RNA from Phragmites australis (common reed), 1322 nucleotides. Its product is annotated as auxin-responsive protein SAUR71-like. Gene Ontology annotation, biological process: response to auxin. The transcript has a single exon. NCBI's taxonomy places the organism in Eukaryota, Viridiplantae, Streptophyta, Magnoliopsida, Poales, Poaceae. The record is from RefSeq and is a predicted model, not a curated record. The coding region runs from base 642 to 1121 and encodes 159 amino acids.